AUGGAAAGAAAGAUAUCACUACUUUGUUUUUUUGUUGUACCGCCGGCGCGAACACAGUGGUCGGGGUGGCUGGUGGUUUCGGGAUCCCGUAGAAAUGCUUCUUUUAUGCCUCGGGUAUUAGCCACAGCUUGUAUUCAUUCAGUAAUUCUACCCCUUCUUCAUUCUUGUACCUCCUUUCUUAAUAUUGUGACUUUUCCAUGCUGUGUCUCAGGAACCUUUUCAAUACGGUCCGGAUUGCUAGCUCCCGUUCAUAGUUUUGCUACAGAUGAUACACGAGGGAUCUUUUUAUGGCCGUUCUUCCUUCUAAUGACCGGCAUAUCUAUGAUUCUUUUCUCCCAAAUGAAGCAGCAGGCAUCGGUCCAUAGAACCUAUAAAAGGGAGAUGGUUGUGGCGCGAAGUACUCUUGUGCACCUACGUCAUUCGACUCGCGCGCAAGCCCGCCCUUGUCCCUUUCCUUUCUCCAUUCCGCCUCCUUCUUUGCUUUCUUCCAAUAGAGUCUAAGGCAAAGCUUAAUUUAUAAUUGAAUAAAAGCGAGGAGCGAAGCAGCAUUCAAUAUGUGCGUUACUGAGCUAGUGUCUUUCUCAAUAGGAAUCACUAGGUGCAUUUCUUCGAUAGGAAGGUGAUUCACUAGUUCUCAAUGGGUAUGUCAUGAAUGGAUCAAUAGGUCCGGGUCAAGAAUAGG
This is a messenger RNA of Salvia splendens (bonfire salvia), 682 nucleotides long. Its product is annotated as Cytochrome C assembly protein. NCBI's taxonomy places the organism in Eukaryota, Viridiplantae, Streptophyta, Magnoliopsida, Lamiales, Lamiaceae. Gene Ontology annotation, biological process: heme transport; cytochrome complex assembly. The record is from RefSeq and is a predicted model, not a curated record. Gene Ontology annotation, molecular function: heme transmembrane transporter activity. Gene Ontology annotation, cellular component: membrane.